This is a messenger RNA of Chaetura pelagica (chimney swift), 312 nucleotides long. Its product is annotated as interleukin-8-like. The record is from RefSeq and is a predicted model, not a curated record. Gene Ontology annotation, molecular function: chemokine activity; CXCR chemokine receptor binding. The transcript is spliced from 4 exons. Lineage: Eukaryota; Metazoa; Chordata; Aves; Apodiformes; Apodidae. Gene Ontology annotation, biological process: antimicrobial humoral immune response mediated by antimicrobial peptide; chemokine-mediated signaling pathway; neutrophil chemotaxis. Gene Ontology annotation, cellular component: extracellular region. Bases 1 to 312 code for a protein of 103 amino acids.
AUGAACAGCAAACUGGUGGCUGUCCUGGCUCUCUUCCUGAUCUCAGUGGCUCUGUCUCAAGGUAUGGCCAUAGCAAGGAUGGGGACUGAGCUCCGGUGCCAGUGCAUAGCCACUCACUCCAAGUUCAUUCCUCCCAAGUCCAUCAAAGAUGUGAAGCUGACCCCAAGUGGCCCCCACUGCAAGAACGUUGAAGUCAUAGCUACUCUGAAGGAUGGCAAAGAGGUGUGCUUGGAGCCCACUGCUCCCUGGGUACAGAUGAUCAUAAAGGCAAUUUUGGCCAAGGCUCAGCUCAAUUCUGACUCACCUCUCUAG